Molecule: messenger RNA, 945 nt
Organism: Zasmidium cellare ATCC 36951
Lineage: Eukaryota; Fungi; Ascomycota; Dothideomycetes; Mycosphaerellales; Mycosphaerellaceae
Exons: 2
Coding region: 1-945 (314 amino acids)
Cellular component (GO): endomembrane system
Molecular function (GO): 1-acylglycerol-3-phosphate O-acyltransferase activity
Source: RefSeq, a predicted model, not a curated record
AUGCCGAAUCCCCUCGCCGUGUCGCUGCGAUGCGCCGUAUUCUUCGUGCCAUGGCUCGUCCAUCUGCUCCUCGCUGAUGUCGCUCUGUCCCUGUUGCUGCCCGUGUCGGCGGUAGCACCGACCUUGGCUUACAAUCUCUCCUCGAGCAUCGCAGAGUCGGUGUGGCGCGGCAUCCAGUCCAUCUUCACCCGCGUCAACCAUGCCGAGAUCAUCGUUUCGGGCGCUGACAAGCUGCCUCGCGGUGAGAGUGCCAUCGUGGUGGCCAACCACGUUGAGUGGACCGACUUCUACAUGAUACAGGAGGUCGCGGUGCACUGUGGCAUGCUGGGGAGAUGUCGAUGGUUUGCCAAGCAGCAGUUGAGAUGGGUGCCUUUCCUCGGAUGGGGUCUGUGGGCAAUGGGGAUGCCGUUGGUCAGUCGGAAGUGGAUGCAGGACCAGCGUGAGAUGGACAGAGUCUUUGCCGGAGUGUUGCAGCGUCAGUGGCCGACAUGGCUUAUAUCCUAUAGCGAAGCCACCAGAUUCACCCAAUCCAAACGUAUCGAAGCCGAGAAGUGGUGCAAGGCCAACGAUAAGCCUCUUCCGAAGCAUACCCUCUACCCACGCACAAAAGGCUUCAUCGCUUCCGUGCAGAAGCUACGGCAGACGCCCCAUGUCAAGGCUGUGUACGACAUGACCAUUGCAUAUGCUAAAGACGACAAGCUGUUUCAGGCCCCUCCGACUUUCUGGCAGACUUUGUACCAGCCUCACCUGAACAAGAACUGGAAAUUUUUCGUACACGUCGAACGGCAUGAAUUGCAGAAGCUUCCACGAGACACCGACCAAUUGGCGAGAUGGCUGGAAGAGCGUUGGAUAGAGAAGGGCGAGCGACUUGAGCAACUGAGAGAUCGACUUGCCAAAGGCUUACCAUGGGAAGGCGACAGACCUGAUACUAAAAAGCUCGAUUGA